Heterostelium album PN500 is the source of this 93-nucleotide messenger RNA. RefSeq lists its product as uncharacterized. Lineage: Eukaryota; Evosea; Eumycetozoa; Acytosteliales; Acytosteliaceae. The transcript has a single exon. The record is from RefSeq and is a predicted model, not a curated record. The coding region runs from base 1 to 93 and encodes 30 amino acids.
AUGACUUUGAAUGAACAAGAAAAGAUUAACAUCUACAGAGGAAAGAAAGGAUUUUCAUCAAUAACCAAAUUGGUAUUCGCUAGUCCAGAUUGA